AUGGAGAACCAUCAAUUUCCUCCAUUCCCAAACCCUAACCCUAACCCUAACCCUAAUCUCCAUCUCCACAUCCCAUUCACCGGCGGCAAGCGCAAGCGCACCGGCGUCCGCCGCAAGCCACCUCUCCCUCUCCCUCUCCCCCCUCCUCCGGCUCCCCUCGCCCCCAACCCCGACCUCUCCGAGGAGAUCAUCGUCAUCAACCGUGAAGCCACCAGCGAAGCACUCACCGGCCUCACCGCCGGCUUCCCCGCCGACUCCCUCACCGAUGAAGAGAUUGAGUUCGGCGUCGUCUCCACAGUCGGCGGCAUUGAGCAAGUUAACUACAUCCUUAUCCGCAACCACAUCCUCUCCCGCUGGCGCGAUAAUGUCUCCCAGUACCUCCUCAAAGACUCCAUUGCCUCCUCCAUCCCUUCCCACUGCGAAUCCCUCCUCAACUCUGCCUUCAACUUCCUCCUCUCCUAUGGUUACAUCAAUUUUGGCGUCUCCCCGGCCAUCAAGGAACGGAUUCCCGCCGAGCCAACGAAGCCAAAUGUGAUCAUCAUCGGCGCUGGGCUUGCUGGCCUUGCAGCUGCGCGCCAAUUGAUGUGUUUUGGUUUCAAAGUUGUUGUCUUGGAAGGAAGGAAGCGGUGUGGAGGUAGGGUUUAUACAAAGAAGAUGGAAGGGGCAAGCAAGUCCGCGGCUGCUGAUUUGGGUGGCAGUGUCUUGACUGGAACUCUUGGGAAUCCUCUAGGGAUCAUUGCCAAACAAUUAGGGUAUUCUCUCCAUAAGGUUAGGGACAAAUGCCCUUUGUACCGGCCCGAUGGCAAGUCGGUGGAUUCAGAAGUGGAUAUGAAGGUGGAGAAUGCUUUCAAUCGGCUUCUUGAUAAGGCGAGUAGGUUGAGACAAUGCAUGGGAGAAGUCUCCAUGGAUGUGUCUCUUGGUGCUGCAUUGGAAACUUUUAGGGAGGUUUAUGGUGAUGCAGUGACAGAGGAGGAGAUGAGUUUGUUCAAUUGGCAUUUGGCUAAUUUGGAGUAUGCGAAUGCUGGGUUGCUUUCGAAGCUUUCGUUGGCAUUUUGGGAUCAAGAUGAUCCCUAUGAUAUGGGUGGUGAUCAUUGUUUUUUGCCGGGAGGGAACGGGAGGCUUGUUCAGGCUUUAGCGGAGAAUGUACCAAUUUUGUAUGAGAAGACAGUGCAUACAAUACGGUAUGGUGGAGAUGGUGUGCAGGUGAUUGCUGGGGGACAGGUUUAUGAGGGAGAUAUGGCAUUGUGCACAGUGCCACUUGGGGUUUUGAAGAAUGGAUUGAUAAAGUUUAUGCCGGAGCUGCCUCAGAGGAAGCUUGAUGGGAUUAAGAGGCUUGGAUUUGGGUUGUUGAACAAAGUUGCUAUGUUGUUUCCUCAUGUGUUUUGGAGUACAGAACUUGAUACAUUUGGGCAUUUGUCAGAGGAUCCAAGUCGGAGAGGAGAGUUCUUUUUGUUCUAUAGUUAUGCGACCGUGGCAGGUGGUCCGCUUUUGAUUGCAUUGGUUGCAGGGGAAGCGGCGCACAACUUUGAAAGCAUGCCUCCAACUGAUGCUGUGGCUCUAGUUCUUCAGAUUCUCCGGGGUAUAUUUGAACCGCAAGGAAUCAAUGUCCCUGACCCUCUACAAAGUGUUUGCACUAGAUGGGGUACUGACUCAUUCAGUUUAGGUUCAUAUUCUAAUGUAGCUGUAGGAGCAACAGGAGAUGACUAUGAUAUAUUAGCCGAAACUGUUGGAGAUGGCAGGCUCUUUUUCGCCGGUGAAGCCACAACAAGGCGAUACCCUGCAACUAUGCAUGGAGCCUUCUUAAGUGGUCUUAGAGAGGCUGCGAAUAUGGCUCAUCAUGCUAAUGCACGAGCCUUGAAAAAUAAAAUCGACAGGAGCCCAACUAUGAACAGCGAGUCAUGUGCUGCACUUUUAGCUGAUUUGUUCAGAGAACCAGACCUAGAGUUCGGAAGUUUUUUUCUGUUAUUUUUCGGGCGGUCUGACCCAAAAUCAGCAGCGGUACUAAGGGUGACAUUGGGUGGCUCCCGGAAGAAGGGUAACAACGACGGUUUGAAGUCUGACCAACAACAUUCAAACAAGGUGCUAUUUCAGCAACUCCAGUCACAUUAUAAUCAACAGCAACAGAUACAUCUAUACACAUUGUUGACUCGGCAACAGGCUCUCGACUUAAGAGAGGUGCGAGGAGGAGAUGAGAUGAGACUUAACUACCUUUGUGAAAAGCUUGGGAUAAAGUUGGUCGGUAGAAGAGGAUUAGGACCUUCUGCUGAUUCUGUUAUUGCUUCUAUCAGAGCCGAUAGAAGUAACCGGAGAACCAGUUCGAUGUCUUUAGAGUAGUUCUGAUCAAAGAGUUUCCGAUCUUGAAAAUCAUUAGAUCAUCCUCACAUCGCUAACUUACACGAAAGAGGAAGACGGAAAUCUCUUAUCGAAAUUCCAAGCCGGGGAUUUUUAUCAAAGAAAAGCUUCAAGCCUCUCAAGUAAUCUCUAGUCUUCCAAGAAUUUUCUUCUCCUCAUAGAGUUACUAUCAUGUUGUGUGAUUAAUUUGUUAAAUUUAUUCUAAUAUUAAUAAUCUGAAAAUAGUUUUGUAUUUACUCUCACUUUGAACAAAUACCUUUUCACAAAUAGUUCAAUGCUUCCAUGCAUUUAGAUU
Dioscorea cayenensis subsp. rotundata (Guinea yam) is the source of this 2647-nucleotide messenger RNA. Its product is annotated as lysine-specific histone demethylase 1 homolog 3-like. Gene Ontology annotation, molecular function: protein binding; oxidoreductase activity. The record is from RefSeq and is a predicted model, not a curated record. NCBI's taxonomy places the organism in Eukaryota, Viridiplantae, Streptophyta, Magnoliopsida, Dioscoreales, Dioscoreaceae.